Echinops telfairi (small Madagascar hedgehog) is the source of this 5298-nucleotide messenger RNA. RefSeq names its product glutamate ionotropic receptor delta type subunit 1 (gene GRID1). NCBI's taxonomy places the organism in Eukaryota, Metazoa, Chordata, Mammalia, Afrosoricida, Tenrecidae. Gene Ontology annotation, cellular component: plasma membrane; postsynaptic membrane. The record is from RefSeq and is a predicted model, not a curated record. Gene Ontology annotation, biological process: monoatomic ion transport; modulation of chemical synaptic transmission; synaptic transmission, glutamatergic. Gene Ontology annotation, molecular function: glutamate-gated receptor activity; transmitter-gated monoatomic ion channel activity involved in regulation of postsynaptic membrane potential. The transcript has 16 exons. Bases 1 to 3024 code for a protein of 1007 amino acids.
AUGGCCCUCUGGGUCGCCAAGUUGUCCUGGAAGGAUCAGAGGUCGGACCCGAGCCGUGUGCGAGUGUGGGCGGGAGCCAUUUUCGAGGAGAACGCAGCCAAGGACGACAGGGUGUUCCAGUUGGCUGUGUCCGACCUGAGCCUCAACGAUGACAUCCUGCAGAGCGAGAAGAUCACCUACUCCAUCAAGGUCAUCGAGGCCAACAACCCGUUCCAGGCGGUGCAGGAAGCCUGUGACCUUAUGACCCAGGGGAUUUUGGCCUUGGUCACGUCCACUGGCUGUGCGUCCGCCAACGCCCUGCAGUCGCUCACGGAUGCCAUGCACAUCCCGCACCUUUUUGUUCAGCGCAACCCCGGGGGCUCCCCGCGUACUGCCUGCCACUUGAACCCCAGCCCCGACGGCGAGGCCUACACGCUGGCCUCCAGGCCGCCAGUCCGCCUCAAUGACGUCAUGCUCAAGCUGGUGACCGAGCUGCGCUGGCAGAAGUUCAUCAUGUUCUAUGACAGUGAAUAUGAUAUCCGUGGGCUCCAAAGCUUCCUGGACCAGGCCUCACGGCUGGGCCUUGACGUCUCUCUACAGAAGGUGGAAAAGAACAUCAGUCACGUGUUCACCAGCCUCUUCACCACUAUGAAGACUGAGGAGCUGAACCGUUACCGGGACACGCUGCGUCGCGCCAUCCUGCUGCUCAGUCCCCAGGGGGCUCAUGCGUUCAUCAAUGAGGCGGUGGAGACCAACCUGGCUUCCAAGGACAGCCACUGGGUCUUUGUGAAUGAGGAAAUCAGUGACCCGGAGAUCCUGGAUUUGGUCCACAGUGCCCUCGGCAGAAUGACUGUGGUUCGGCAAGUCUUCCCAUCUGCCAAGGACAACCAGAAAUGCAUGCGGAACAACCACCGCAUUUCCUCUCUGCUCUGUGACCCUCAGGAAGGCUACCUACAGAUGCUGCAGAUCUCCAACCUCUACCUGUAUGACAGUGUUCUGAUGCUGGCCAACGCCUUCCACAGGAAGCUAGAGGACCGGAAAUGGCACAGCAUGGCCAGCCUCAACUGUAUCCGGAAGUCGACCAAGCCAUGGAAUGGAGGGAGGUCCAUGCUGGACACUAUCAAAAAGGGCCACAUCACUGGCCUCACAGGCGUGAUGGAGUUUCGAGAGGAUAGCUCAAAUCCCUAUGUGCAGUUUGAAAUCCUUGGCACGACCUAUAGUGAGACCUUUGGCAAGGACAUGCGCAAGCUGGCCACAUGGGAUUCGGAGAAGGGUCUGAAUGGCAGCUUGCAAGAAAGGCCAAUGGGCAGCCGCCUGCAAGGACUGACCCUCAAAGUGGUGACUGUCUUGGAAGAGCCUUUCGUGAUGGUGGCCGAGAACAUACUUGGGCAGCCCAAACGCUACAAAGGGUUCUCCAUGGAUGUCUUGGAUGCACUCGCUAAGGCUUUGGGCUUCAAAUAUGAUGUUUACCAAGCCCCCGACGGCAGGUAUGGUCACCAGCUGCACAACACCUCCUGGAAUGGGAUGAUUGGAGAGCUCAUCAGCAAGAGAGCAGAUUUGGCGAUCUCAGCUAUCACCAUCACCCCAGAGAGGGAGAGCGUUGUGGACUUCAGCAAGCGGUACAUGGACUACUCCGUGGGAAUGCUCAUCAAGAAGCCCGAGGAGAGAAUCAGCAUCUUCUCACUCUUCGCUCCAUUUGAUUUUGCCGUGUGGGCCUGUAUCGCAGCGGCCAUCCCUGUGGUUGGGGUGUUGAUAUUUGUGUUGAAUAGAAUUCAGGCCGUGAGGGCUCAGACGACAGGUCAGCCCAGACCCUCUACUGCUGCCACCCUACACAGUGCUAUCUGGAUUGUCUACGGCACCUUUGUGCAGCAAGGUGGAGAGUCGUCCGUGAACUCAAUGGCCAUGCGGAUUGUGAUGGGCAGCUGGUGGCUCUUCACCCUUAUCGUCUGUUCCUCCUACACAGCCAAUCUCGCCGCCUUCCUCACAGUGUCCAGGAUGGACAAUCCCAUAAGGACAUUCCAGGACCUGUCCAAACAAGUGGACCUCUCCUACGGUACGGUCCGGGACUCUGCUGUGUAUGAGUAUUUCCGUGCCAAGGGCACCAACCCCCUGGAACAGGACAGUACUUUUGCAGAGCUCUGGCGGACCAUCAGCAAGAACGGCGGGGCUGACAACUGCGUGUCGAAUCCCUCAGAAGGCAUUCGCAAGGCAAAGAAGGGCAACUAUGCUUUCCUAUGGGAUGUGGCCGUAGUGGAGUACGCAGCGCUGACAGACGACGACUGCUCUGUGACCGUCAUCAGCAACAGCAUCAGCAGCAAGGGCUACGGCAUCGCCCUGCAGCAUGGCAGCCCCUACAGGGACCUCUUCUCCCAAAGGAUCCUGGAGCUGCAGGACACUGGGGACCUCGAUGUGCUCAAGCAGAAGUGGUGGCCGCACUCAGGCCGUUGUGACCUCACCAGCCAUGCCAGUGCCCAGGCGGAUGGCAAAUCACUCAAGCUCCAUAGCUUUGCCGGGGUCUUCUGCAUCCUGGCCAUCGGCCUCCUCCUCGCCUGCCUUGUGGCUGCCCUGGAAUUGUGGUGGAACAGCAACCGGUGCCAUCAGGAGACACCUAAAGAGGACAAGGAAGUAAACCUGGAGCAGGUGCACCGGCGCAUGAACAGCCUCAUGGAUGAAGACAUUGCACACAAGCAACUCUCUCCAGCCUCCAUUGAGCUUGCAGCCUUGGAGAUGGGGGGCCUGGCUCCCGGCCAGGCCUUGGAGCCCACGCGAGAGUACCAGAACACCCAGCUCUCCGUCAGCACGUUCCUGCCGGAGCAGAGCAGCCACAGCACCGGCCGGACACUCUCGGCAGGGCCUGGCAGCAACCUCCCACUGCCCCUGAGCAGCUCCGCCACCAUGCCCGCCAUGCAGUGCAAACACCGGUCACCCAAUGGGGGACUGUUCCGCCAGAGCCCUGUCAAGACACCCAUCCCCAUGUCCUUCCAGCCGGUGCCAGGAGGCGUCCUUCCAGAGGUCUUGGACACCUCCCACGGCACCUCCAUCUGAUCGCGCCGCCUGCCCUCCCGCCCGCCCCCCCAUCCACCUGACCAGCAGAGCUUUUUAAUACAGAAACAAAACCCUGGACCCCCCACCACACACACAUGCGCACACACACGUCCACAGAGACUCUAACAUUUUUCUUGUACAUAUGUGUAAAUAAUGACAGAAUGGAGUGGGAUAAAAGUGUAUUUUGAAUAUUCCCAAUUUUCGAAGUCAGUAAAAAACAAACCCCACAAAACCUGUACGAAUGACUUUGUAAAUUUUGUUCUAUAUGAAUAAAAAGGCAAACUACUUGUGAUCAUUCUGAAGUGCCAAAGAAGCCCCCUCUUCCCGGGCCCGUCUGAGGGCAGGAAGGUUAAGGCGAUCAAGAGCCCCUUCCUGCUGGCAGAGGUAAAGGAAGGAGCUCAUCUCUCUAGAAGAACCUCUGAGGGCUUGCUGCUCUGCCACAUGGCUGCCCCACUAAGGCCCUCUCCUCGUUCCUUUGUCAGUUCCCUUGUCAGUUCCCUUAGGUAGGUGAAGGGGAAGCCCCGAGCUAACACUGGCCUGGCCCCCUCGCUGGGUCACCUUGUAGUUAGGUGAUCCACGUCCUUAGUGCCAGAAAAUGAAGUCCCUAGAAUAUUGCGUAGCACUGGGCAGCUAAGGACAAACUCUUCACCCAGCUGUAGAGUCAGAGUGCCAUGGUUCACAUCUGCCCCAUUGUCUUGGGAGACCCUGCCCACUGACGCAACAGUCACUAAUGAUUGUUGCUAGGGGCGUGCGCUAGCGCUUUCUUUUAAUCUCUCUGUUUACGUUCUCUGCCAGAUUACAAAAAUCAACACAGGACAGACUAUGGGGGAGGCGGAGCCCGUUGUGGCCUUAGAGGGACUGGGAAAAGGUGAUACGGAGACAGAGAUGGAAGAUGUGAUCACAGUCUUUCCUUAUAUUUGGGACCCAUGGUCCCAGGUGAGAGAGGCCAGUGUGAGGAGUGUUGAAACAGUGGCAGGCCAGGUAACAGAAUGGCACGAUAGGAGCCGGUGUGUUAGACACGUGCCAUAGAGCAUGUGAGUGGGCAGGGCAGGCAACAGAGACCUCGGUUGUUUUUAGCUAGGAAGAAGCGUUGAUCCUUCCGUAGGAGGAAGCAACAGCCCAAUUCUGUGCUGUGGAGACAAGCAACUCUCAUUCCUCUGGAAAGUUCUUUGUAGCCCAGGCAGUCAGGGGGUAUUUCUGAGUCUGAAAUCAAGAAGGCAGCCUUACCGAAAGGGCCAGAACCUACAGAGAGCCUUCACUUAUGUUUUACUACCUUCCCCAGCUCUGAAUCCCUCAAGUAGUGACGCCCACAGAUGGGCCCUCCUGGCAGAGAACCACUUCUUUGAGAUUCCAGGCCUAUCGCUGAGCUGGUGGGCCUCCUGGAGAUCCUGUUCCAUAAAGCUAAGGACAAUCUGUAUGACCCAUGCAACGCCAUUUCCCUUGCGAAGCAAUUAGACUAUAGAGCCAGAGAAAAGAGUAUGAGGGGCAAAAUCAUGUGAGUGUUCUGAAUUGUGUCACUUCACCUCCUCCCACCAUCGAAAGACAAUGGUGCUUCUGCUCCCCUAAUUGGUUCAAGGGUGAAAAACACCCUCAUCCCAGGCUCCUAGAGAGGCCCCUUCCCUAGCAGAACGCACGGAGAUGGCAGUGCAGCUCUCUGGUCAUGGAGACAACAGAAGUCCCAUUGAUUGCUUCUCCUAUUACUUUGCAGCAUUACUGGGGAGAUGUGCUUAUGAGAGUGAUAACUAGCCCAAGAUGGAUUUCUUUCCUGAAGUCCUGGGUAAUAUGAUUGAGCAAUAAGGAACAACUGCAUCUAGCAGUCAACUAAAACCACCCCAGAGAGGAGAACGAGUGUGUUUAUAAUUACGUUAUUUAUGCCUGGAGGUGGAGAAUGGCCUGAUAUUAGUACUACCAAGAGUUCUCCAACCAGAGCCCCCAAAGCCCACAGCAGGGAGUCGGAGGAAGCCCAGUCAGCACAUGCUAUCCUGAGGAGGAUGGGCUCAGCUGGUUUCCACAACAAUUUGAGGGCCCUGCCCUGGAUGAUCAAUUUUUCACAUAUGUCUAUUUUUUUAAAUCCAACUCUGGUCUCACUGCCUUAUCUCACACCCAGGGCUGUUUUCUAUUGAGGUGACCUGUCUUCUCGGGUAGAACAUGGAUGUCUUCUUGGACUUCUUUGCUUAGAAUGGAUAUUGGAGAAGGCGGCGAUAGAAAGAGAAUAUGUAUGUGUCUGUGGUUGGGGUGGGUAGGUGUGUAUACGAGAGAGAGAGAGAGAGAGAG